AAGGAGUUCUCCAACGGACCCCUCCGUGGGCUGAGGGGGCGGGGAAAUUGUCCAAGGAGCCCCUCGGUGGAGAAGCCAAGACGCUGGGAGGUUGCUGGUGCAGCUGCCUAGGGCGGCGUCACUGAGCCACGCCAGCGGAGCCAGGUGCAGCCCCGCUCCUCUCGCCUGCCUUCUCUGCGGCUCGCUUCUUCACCAGGGGUCCCUCGAGCCUUUUCCAUGCCCCCGGUGGAUGCAGCCUUUCGCACCCUCCAUGCCCAUGGCCACUAGCCUGAGGAGGCCGUCUUUUACCGCCUGUUCUUCCUCCCUUCUGGACGCGGACGACGAGGGCGUGCGUGGCCCUUGUGAAGAUGCCACUCUGUGCAAGCGAUUUGCGGUGAGCAUUGGCUACUGGCAGGACCCUUGCAUCCCGCAUUUGGUGAGACUGUCUAAAGCGAGGAAGGCCCCCGAAAUUAACAGAGGAUAUUUUGCUCAUGUCCACAGUGUCAGUCAGCUUAUCAAGGCGUUUCUACGGAAGACAGGGUGCAGCUGUCAAAUUCUAAACCUUGGGGCUGGGAUGGAUACCACCUUCUGGAGGUUAAAGGAUGAAGAUCUUCUACCAAGUAAAUAUUUUGAAAUAGACUUUCCAAUGAUCGUCAUGAGAAACUUGCACAGCAUCAAAUUGAAACCUCUUCUUUCAAAACCCAUUUUAGACCUACAUUCAGAGGACACACUUCAAAUGGACGGGCACACAUUGGAUUCAACGAGAUAUGCCAUCAUUGGAGCCGAUCUCCGAGAUAUUCCUGAACUGGAAGAGAAACUAAAGAAAUGUAACAUGAAUACACAAUUGCCUACCCUCCUGGUGGCUGAAUGUGUGCUGGUUUACAUGACUCCGGAGCAGUCUGCAAACCUUCUCAAGUGGGCCGCCAACAGUUUCGAGACUGCCAUGCUCAUAAACUACAAACAGGUAAGAGGAAGCAGGAGAAGUGUGCCUUCUGCACGGGACUCCAGUGGUGGCUCUCCCUCCCUGCGCACCCUCGGAACGGGCUUUGUCUGAUUCUUUUCCUUCUGCUCUGGCCGCUUCCACGUCUCCUUUGUUCAUUAAUUCCAGCAAACCUGGUAUUCCUGAGUUCUUGACUUCCUGCAGACUUGUAGCCAGAGUUUUUGGAAACUCCUGUCUUGGCUCUCAGGAAAGCUUUUUGGAGUUCUCAUUUUGAUCCAUCAAUAAGAUGUUUGCUAUAAAGUCACAGAUGGUGAUGGAGGGAAUUUUGGCCACCAUCAGGGUAGGGGUAGCAAACUCAGAUGCCUUCAGAGGCAGGUAAUGAUGCAGGUGGAGGAGGUUGGCCUGGUGCAACAUAGAGUGGAGUGGUGGGGAUUGUGGUAAACUGGGACACCCAUGUCCUGUUUUAUGGGAUGCCCACUGUUU
Messenger RNA from Sus scrofa (pig), 1402 nucleotides. The record is from RefSeq and is a predicted model, not a curated record. Lineage: Eukaryota; Metazoa; Chordata; Mammalia; Artiodactyla; Suidae.